AUGGCCGUCGAUGAGUUCUCUAGGUCAGUUCAAAUGGGAAUCCAGCUAUCCCGAAGGAUAUGUUAUGGAAAAGACAAGGCAUCCAUGACUGCUCCCAAACAGCCGUCCAUGAAAAAGUCGUUGUCGUCGUCUUCAUCGGCUUCGUCGUUGCGGUCACCGCAAAGUCAUCGUCCGUCAGCGCCGAUGGUUUAUGCGGUAAUAGUCGAUCCUUCUACCGUCGAUAAUCCGGAUAUUUGCAGCUACCAGCCGUACGUGUACGGACGGUGCGAUCCGCCGGCGUUGGUUCCGCUGCAUAUGCAUGGAAUCGCGAUGGAGGUGGAGUGUUAUUUGGAUACGGCGUUCGUUUCCGUUACCGGGACUUGGCGUGUUCAUUGCGUAUCAUCAAGCGCAUGUUGCGAUUGCAGAAUCGCGAUUCCGAUGGGUGAGCAGGGUUCAGUUCUAGGUAUUGAGGUGGAGACCACAAGAAGAUCAUAUUCUACAAAAUUCGUAACUUCCCAAGAUCUAGAAAAAGUAACCACGAUAAAGAAUGGCUUUUUAAUGAAAGGCAACACGUAUACGUUCAAAAUUUUCCAGGUUGAGGGAGGAUCAUAUGUCCAUGUUAAUGUUAGGUGGUCUCAGAAAUUGACGUAUCAAGAUCGUGAGUUCUGCCUUAGUAUUCCUUUCACUUUUCCGGCUCACGUGGUGCCAGUGGUGAAGGGAACUCCUAAUAAGGAAAAAGUUUCGCUAAAUGUGAUAUCUGGAAUGGAGACUGAGAUUAUGUGCAAUAUUUCUAGUCAUCCUUUAAUGGUGUGCUCAGAUGAUAUCUUUGCUGGUCUGCUACUGCAGACUCCAUCUCGAAAUGAUUGUGAUCAGAGAGAUAUGUUUUGCUUCUAUCUUCUCCCAGGGAGUAACAGAACUACCAAGCAUUUCAAAAAGGAAGUGGUAUUUCUAGUAGAUAUAAGCGAGAGUAUGCACGAUGCCCCGCUUGAGAAAACAAAAGAUGCAGUGAUCGGUUGCCUCUCGGAGCUUAAUCAUGGAGAUUAUUUUAACAUCAUAGCCUUCAAUGGAGACAUUCAACCAUUCUCAUCUUCCUUGGAGUUGGCAACAGAGGAAGGAAUCACAAAUGCAACUGAAUGGAUCACAAAUCUUAUAGCUGAAGGAGGUACAAACCUCCUUCUCCCCCUCAAACAGGCAUUUGAUAUGGUCGGUAAGACUGGUGAAUCUAUUCCUCUCAUUUUCCUCAUUACUGAUGGAGCUGUUGAAGAUGAAAAAGAUAUUUGUAAUACGAUGAAAGAUCGCCUUCUAGAUGGAGGAAUUAAUUGUCCGCGAAUUUGCACAUUUGGCAUAGGUUCAUACUGCAAUCACUAUUUUUUGCAAAUGCUUGCUCAUAUGGGAAGAGGAUGCUAUGAUGCUGCAUAUGAUGUAGAUUCGAUCAGCGAACAAUUACCAAAACUGCUUAAAAACGCCUUGUCUCCCGUACUCGCAAAUAUAACCCUUGAUGCCCUACAAAAUCUCGACUCACAUGAGUUGUACCCGUUUCGUAUUCCCGACUUGUUUGGAAGUCCGGUAAUUGUAUCAGGCCGAUACGAAGGAAACUUCCCCGACAUUGUUAAAGCUAGAGGUUUCAUGGCUGAUAUGAGCACCUAUGUAAUUGAUGUCAAAGUGAGGAACGCGAAAGACAUACCUUUGAACAAGGUUUGUGCAAGAAGGGAGGUCGAUUCGCUCACAGCACAUGCAUGGUUAGACACGAAUCAACAAUUAGAGGAGAAGGUUGCAAAAAUGAGCUUACAAAUGGGGGUUCAUUGUGAAUAUACUAGCAUGAUUCUAGUCCAGGGUGACAGAGUAAAGCCACCUAUUGAUUCAGUUCUACCAGAAGAGAAGUAUACCAAAUUGGAGAAUCAUAAGAUGAUACAUCUGAAGAAUCUAAGCAUCGGAUUCGGGAACUUGAUGGCAAGUGUCGACGGUGUACCUCCGGGAAUAGAAGAAGUAGAGGAAAAGGAGCCUGCCGGAAUGAUGAUGCAGGCCGCUUCCUCCGUCUGGGGGAUCUUUCUCGAUCGAUGUUGUUGCAUGUGCUUCAUUCAGUGCUGUUCUCGCAUGAACGAUCAAUGCGCCAUUGUUAUGGCGCAACUAUGUACGGCUCUUGCUUGUUUAGAAUGCCUCAAUUGCUGCUGUGAAGUAUGCGAUUCAUGCAGCGACUUGUGCAGCUAGAAAAUUAGUAGUAGUAAUAAUAUGCAUCAUAUAUAUGGUGCAAAAUGCUUUUGUAUUUAUUUACAGAGGCAGAAUCAAACGAGAAGUACGAUCAAUUUGCGAGAAGGCAAGAAGUUCUAAUCAUAUGCGAUACAAAAAUGUUGUUGACCAGUCAUGUAACGGGUGACUUUUCCUACGACCCUGUCCUUUUGGACAUGUUGUAUUGUGUUCUUGAAACUUUUCACAAUCUCGUAAAUUGAUUGUCUUCUUGUUUGAUUUUUCGCCUUUUAUGUAUAUAAGCCCGUUUUUUU
Molecule: messenger RNA, 2477 nt
Organism: Cynara cardunculus var. scolymus (artichoke)
Lineage: Eukaryota; Viridiplantae; Streptophyta; Magnoliopsida; Asterales; Asteraceae
Exons: 12
Coding region: 1-2187 (728 amino acids)
Source: RefSeq, a predicted model, not a curated record